AUGCGUUGGAUUAUUAUUCUUGGAUUACUUUUAUGCGGUGUUCAGUGGGCCACUGCCAGCAGUUCUAAAAUCCCCAAGCAAAAAUGGGGCUAUGUUGAUGUUCGUAAAAAUGCUCACAUGUUUUGGUGGUUUUAUGGUGCUAGUCAACAACGGCGCGAUCAAGCACCACUUGUAAUGUGGUUACAAGGUGGUCCAGGUGGCUCAUCGACUGGUUUUGGUAAUUUUCUGGAGAUUGGACCGUUAACAGUCCAAUUGAAACCAAGAAAUACUACUUGGCUACAAAAAGCAAAUCUCUUAUUUGUUGACAAUCCUGUCGGUGCUGGAUUUAGUUAUGUCGAUAAACCUUCUGCUUAUUGCACCAACGUGACACAAAUUGCUAACGAUUUGGUCACCAUGUUUAAAGCAUUUUUAAAGACUAUUCCAGCCUUUCGUAAAAUCCCAUUUUAUAUCUUCUGUGAAUCUUACGGAGGUAAAAUGACUGCUGCUUUUGGUGUUGCUCUGAAAAAGGCAAUCAUGUCCAAAGAAAUUUCUGUCGAUUUUCGUGGUGUUGCCCUUGGGGACUCUUGGAUAUCACCACAGGAUUCGGUUGAUACUUGGGGCCCUUAUUUAUUGUCUACAUCAUUGGUUGAUACUGAAGGUGCAGCACAAAUUCAAAGCUAUGCCAAUAACAUAAGGACUGCUCUUUCAAACAAGAAAUAUGCUAAAGCAACAAAUCUAUGGAGUCAGAUGGAAAAUGUUGUCGAAAACUUGACCAACAAUGUCAAUUUUUAUAAUAUCUUGACACAACCAUCAAGCAAUGGGUUAACCUGUGCUGCCCAUGAUACUGCAUGCCGGAUUUUAAGUGAAAUGAAUACCCUUACCCUAGCUCAGCUAAUGAAUGGCCCUAUUCGUAAGAAGCUUAGAAUUAUUCCAAAGAAUGUAACUUGGGGUGGUCAAUCAGGACCAGUCUUUCAAUAUCAAUCGGUUGAAUUUAUGAAACCUGUCAUUGAUGAUGUUGAUAAAUUAUUAGAUAUGGGUGUAUCAGUUACUGUCUACACCGGACAACUUGAUCUUAUUGUUGAUACUUUAGGUACCGAAAGGUGGGUCAAUAAGUUAAAGUGGAAGUAUCUCAGUCAAUAUAAAAAGAGCAAAAGAGUUCCGAUAUACGCUUCUGGAUCUCGUGAAACAGGCGCAUUUUAUAAAUCUUACAAAAAUUUGUCAUUUUAUUGGAUAAUGAAAGCUGGUCAUAUGGUGCCUGCUGAUAAUGGGCCGGUAGCAUUAGAGAUGUUGGAAAGAGUUAUUGGCGCAAAGCAUAUGAAUUAA
Trichoplax adhaerens is the source of this 1302-nucleotide messenger RNA. RefSeq lists its product as uncharacterized. The record is from RefSeq and is a predicted model, not a curated record. The transcript has a single exon. Lineage: Eukaryota; Metazoa; Placozoa; Uniplacotomia; Trichoplacea; Trichoplacidae. Gene Ontology annotation, biological process: proteolysis. Bases 1 to 1302 code for a protein of 433 amino acids. Gene Ontology annotation, molecular function: serine-type carboxypeptidase activity.